Messenger RNA from Gadus chalcogrammus (walleye pollock), 3205 nucleotides. RefSeq names its product cell division control protein 42 homolog. The record is from RefSeq and is a predicted model, not a curated record. Gene Ontology annotation, biological process: small GTPase-mediated signal transduction; modification of synaptic structure. NCBI's taxonomy places the organism in Eukaryota, Metazoa, Chordata, Actinopteri, Gadiformes, Gadidae. Gene Ontology annotation, cellular component: dendritic spine. The transcript is spliced from 6 exons. Gene Ontology annotation, molecular function: GTP binding; GTPase activity. Bases 141 to 716 code for a protein of 191 amino acids.
UACGCAUUGUUGUUACGCACUACGUAACGUCCCUGUUCCUGUGGGUGGGAAGCCCCUAGCUCGACCUGCCACCGCCCGGCCCAGAGACACUCGGAGAGACGCAGAUCUUGGAUGAGUAGUAAGGAUUGUACAACAUAGCUAUGCAGACCAUCAAGUGUGUUGUAGUGGGGGACGGAGCAGUCGGUAAAACAUGUCUGCUCAUCUCUUACACCACAAACAAGUUCCCCUCUGAAUAUGUACCAACGGUGUUUGAUAACUAUGCUGUGACUGUAAUGAUUGGAGGGGAGCCCUACACUCUGGGCUUGUUUGACACUGCAGGUCAGGAGGAUUACGACCGGUUACGACCUCUGAGUUAUCCCCAGACUGAUGUCUUCCUUGUCUGCUUCUCAGUCGUGUCCCCAUCUUCCUUUGAGAACGUCAAAGAAAAGUGGGUACCGGAGAUAACUCACCACUGUCCAAAGACUCCCUUCCUGCUGGUGGGGACCCAGAUUGAUCUGCGGGACGACCCCUCGACCAUAGAGAAGCUGGCCAAGAACAAGCAGAAGCCCAUCACCCCUGAGACGGCUGAGAAGCUGGCCCGAGACCUGAAGGCUGUUAAAUACGUGGAGUGCUCCGCCCUCACACAGAAAGGCCUAAAAAAUGUGUUUGAUGAGGCGAUACUGGCGGCCCUGGAGCCCCCCGAGCCCAAGAAGAAACGCAAAUGUGUGAUGCUAUGAAUGGUGCCCCGUCUCUCAAACACACACACACACACACUCACACUCUCUCACACACACACACACACACACACACACACACACACACACACACACACACACCUUUCCCUUGCUCUGCUAAGGCUGGUUCACAGCGUUUGUCACCAAGUUAUGAAUAGAGUCAACGAACAUGUUAUAUAAAACAAGCCAUCUUUAUUGUAAAAAGUUAGAACGCAAAGCUAACAUGGCUAACAGUGUGUUUAACCAGGACUGGAUAUUGUUCAAUCACACAGCCACCCUUCAAGGGGCUGGCGAUGGUGACCCGCCUCUAUCCGUAGGCUUCAGGGGGUCAACCUAAAUCAAGCCCUGCCCCCUCUGCCUGGCCCAAACACAGCCUUUAUACCUUGCUGUUCGGCCAGCAUCCUUGCCCCAUUACCUCCUUUUUUACCCCCGGCUUUGCCGAGAGGAGUGCGAAUGGAGUAGUGUUUAAAGUCGUUUUGCCAACACCCCUCCCAAGCACAAAUCUGAUACGUUCCACAUUUCAAAUGGGCCCAGUCCCAGGCCCCAUGGGACCCUGGAUUCUGGGCUGGCCUGGUUGAUAUACAGCCGUGUGGCGGUCCACAUGGAGGAUUGUAAACGUAGCUGUGAACCACUCAGAACCCGUUAAGUGGCCAGACAUCAUAGGUUGAGCGUAGCGUUGGCGUGGGGAAUGUGGUAUUUAUUGAAGCUCCAAAGGCUCCCAGUAGCACCGGGCCUGAAGUGGACCGGGCCCUUCUCAAAGCAGGGAACUCCUAACAGUGUUAGCAGGACGAGUGGUAUGUUCUCCAAGCGUCGCCAGGGACCAGAGUCAAAGUUACCGUUUAAAGUGAUCCUGUAUCGUUGCAAUUUGAACGGGUCAAAUGGAGAAGUACACAAAACAAAUAUUCAAACUGUUAUGGCUUGUAUGGGCAGCCAUAGUUCCAGUACCGUUGUUCAUUUGUUUGUUAAGGCUCGUUUGAAUUUGAAUUCUCCACCAUAAUUCUGUGCCAAGUCAGAAUGUGGUGCCUGGGUGAGAGCUUGUGUGAGCUGUACCUUGUGUAGGACUGCUCUACCCAUUCAGACUGUACUGUACUGCAUGUGGCUCUGCCUCUCUGUCCUGAUGAUAGGUUUUAACUCAUGUAAUAAUAAUGUAAGAUGGCACACAAUGUGGAUGUAGGCUCCAGAUGUUUUUACCGAAAUGUUUAUUUCUUGUAUGGCAGUUUGUUUUUGUUUUUAUUUUUAUUUUUAUUUUAUAUAAAUAUAUAUAUAUAAAGGUUACUUUACUCCCUUUACAUUUAGGGGUCGGGACUCAUCUGAACUUUCUCCCCCUUCCAGUUACAAAAAGCAAAGUCAGAUUUGUUGAGUCUUUUUAAAACCUCCAUUGGCAAUGAAACUGAUUUGGCAAAAACGAUUGUGUUCGGAUGACAUUUUUUCCUCCACUGGUGGAUUUAGAUUUGGGUUGACGUCCAACCGAAGUCGGUAUAAUUAUAACCUGAUGUUUUUGGUGCAAAUCCAAAUGCUUUGUCUGAAGUCUUCGUUAUUUGUAUAUGCAUUCUUUAAAAAAAUAUUAAACUUAUACCUUAAUUGCCUUUGCAACGUUUGCCUUACUGUUUUUAUUUGACGCUUGAUUAAAAAUUAUUUCGUUAUCAAAGUGCAAUUUCAUUUAAUAUACGAAAAUAUGGUAACAUUUCAUUUUACUUUUCGAUGCUGCUGGACGCAUUUGAUAGUCUUCAAAACCAGUGCUUUCCCCAAGUACCACCAGACUUUUGGGUUAAUAGGUUUUACUCAUCAAUUUCUUGAUCACUUUCGAAAACAUCUGAAAGGAAUUAUUUGAAAGCUUGUGAAAAUCUAGUUUCUCAUGUCUUGACCAGUAGAGUGCGGUGACCCUAAAUUUCAGUGGGGCAGAAACUACUUGAUGACCGUAUGAUGACCACAACCACAAUUUAUGUUUUCUUAAUAUGUAUAUUCCGAGCUAUAAUAAACAACUUUAAACUUUUACAUCAAACAACUUGUCCGGCCAAGUUGUUUGAUGGCUUCUCUUCUAAUUUUAACCUCCAAUGUUUUUUUCAACAACCUCAACAUUGUUCAUCACAGGUGCAACACCACUCACCAAUCUGCAUUUGAUAUAGAAACGACGAAAGAUACUUGUGGAAUAAUUCGAGUUGAAACAAUUCUAGAAUAUGACCAUGUCCAUGUGACUACUUUACGACCAUAUUGGCGGCUUUUAUCGCGGAUUGCAAUUCUUGUUGCAGCCUGCAGGGUUAUGCGAUAACGCCGUCAAACGCGGUCGCUGAGCUGCCCUGUCCAAACAUUGCAUGACACUUCCGCUAGAUCGUCACCAUCAUUCACAAUUUUAUGUCAACAGACCAAACAUAUUCGGAAAGCCUACAGAAACUAUUGAUAGUUAAUGUGACAAUCGCACUAUUCAAAAUAGACUUGGAGCAAUGAGUUACUGAGGAACUAUUUUUUUGGGAACAUGCUUUUGCAAGUAGUUC